AUGCGGGCCUGGGCGGUCGUGCUGGGCUGCGCGCUGUGCUGCGCCCUGGCGCGGGGCUCUGAGGACAUCGUGGUGGGCUGCGGCGGCUUCGUCAAGUCCGACGUGGAGAUCAACUACUCCCUCAUCGAGGUGGGCGCCGUCGCCGCCCCUCUCAUUAAGUUGUACACAAAGCAUGGUACUCUCAAAUACCAAACAGAUUGCGCUCCAAACAACGGGUAUUUCAUGAUUCCCCUCUAUGAUAAGGGGGAUUUCAUUCUUAAAAUUGAGCCUCCUCUGGGAUGGAGUUUUGAACCCACCAGUGUAGACAUCCAUGUAGAUGGCAUUAAUGACAUUUGCACAAAGGGAGGCGAUAUUAACUUUGUGUUCACAGGGUUUUCUGUGAAUGGAAAGGUGCUCAGCAAAGGUCAGUCGUUAGGUCCUGCUGGAGUCCAGGUUGUACUGAGAAACGCUGGCAGUGAUGUAAACUUACAAGCAACUAUUACCCAACCUGGAGGAAAGUUUGCUUUCUUUAAAGUGCUUCCUGGAGAAUAUGAAAUCUUUGCAUCUCAUCCCACAUGGAUGUUGAAAGAGUCAAGUACAGUGGUACGGGUGACCAGUUCUAAUGCUUAUGCUGCUAGCCCUCUGAUUGUUGCUGGCUACAACGUGUCUGGGUCAGUAAGGAGUGAUGGAGAACCCAUGAAAGGGGUCAUGUUCCUGCUUUUCUCCUCCUCGGUCACUAAAGAGAUACCAUUCUACAGAGGAGAAAGAAUUACCUUUGAUGUUGCACCAUCUAGAUUGGACUUCUUUGUAGAACAUGACAGCUUACAAAUUGAGCCUGUUUUCCAUGUGAUGGGUUUCUCUGUCACAGGCAGAGUGUUGAACGGUCCUGAAGGAGAAGGAGUUGCUGAUGCCACUGUGACACUAAACAAUCAGAUUAAAGUGAAAACAAAAGCUGAUGGAUCUUUCCGUCUUGAGAACAUAACAACAGGUACAUACACAAUUCAUGCCAAGAAAGAGCAUCUCUUCUUUGAUACUAUCACUGUGAAGAUCGCACCAAAUACGCCUCAGCUAGCAAACAUCAUUGCAACAGGAUUCAGCGUGUGUGGGCAGAUCUCAGUAACUCGUUUACCUGAUGCAGUCAAACAGAUCAAUAAAUAUAAGGUAACCAUGGUGCCUCAGGACAAGGACAAAGCAUCAGCAGUUACAACAGAAACUGACCCUCAUGGAGCAUUUUGUUUUAAGGCAAAAUCGGGUACAUACAAUGUUAAGGUAAUUAUUCCAGAGGCUGAGACCAGAGCAGGAUUGGCUUUGAAACCCAAAGUGUUCCCUGUUACUGUUACAGACAGACCUGUCAUGGAUGUGACCUUCUCUCAGUUUUUGGCGUCAGUGUCGGGGAAGAUCUCUUGUUUAGAUGCUUGCGGUGAUCUGAUGGUGAUGUUGCAGUCUGUGAGCCGCCAGGGUGAAAAACGUAACCUUCAGCUCUCUGGAAGUACAGACUCAGUAGCCUUCACAUUUGAAAAUGUGCUACCUGGCAAAUACAAAGUAAGCAUUGUACAUGAAGACUGGUGCUGGAAGAAUAAAUCUCUGGAGGUGGAAAUCAUGGAGGAAGAUGUUUCAGGAAUAGAAUUCAGGCAGACUGGAUAUAUGCUGAGGUGUUCCCUUUCUCAUGCGAUUACACUGUUGCUAAUAGUGAACUGUGUUGUGGCUUCACAGGAAUUUUACCAGGAUGGAAAUGGACCAGAGAAUGUUGGUGUUUAUAACUUGUCUAAAGGAGUUAAUAGAUUCUGUCUUUCAAAGCCAGGUGUGUACGAAGUGACCCCGCGUUCCUGCCACCAGUUUGAACACGAGUAUUACACUUAUGACACGUCCUCUCCUAGUAUACUGACGCUCACUGCUGUUCGACACCAUGUCCUUGGCACGAUUGUGACAGAUAAACUGAUGGAUGUGACUAUUACCAUUAAGUCAUCUAUUGACAGUGAACCUGCCUUAGUUUUAGGGCCAUUGAAAUCUGUGCAGGAGUUACGCAGGGAGCAGCAGCUGGCAGAAAUUGAGACCCGCCGACAGGAGAGAGAAAAGAAGGGCCAAGAAGAGGAGGGAACAAAGCCACCAGUGCAAGAGAUGGUGGAGGAACUUCAAGGACCAUUUUUAUAUGAAUUUUCAUACUGGGCAAGGUCUGGUGAGAAAAUUACUGUGACACCAUCUUCAAAAGAGCUUCUUUUCUACCCGCCUUAUGUGGAAACAGUUGUUAGUGGAGAGAGCUGUCCUGGAAAGCUGAUAGAGAUUCAUGGGAAAGCAGGCUUAUUCAUGGAAGGGCGGAUUCAUCCUGAAUUGGAAGGUGUUGAGAUCGUCAUUGGUGAAAAGGGAGCACCUUCCCCUCUCAUCACAGUUUUCACUGAUGACAAAGGUGCUUACAGCGUUGGGCCACUCCACAGUGACUUGGAAUAUACAGUAACUGCUCAGAAAGAAGGAUUUGUUUUGACUGCAGUAGAAGGAACGGUUGGUGACUUCAAAGCUUUUGCUCUUGCUGGUGUGACAUUUGAGAUCAAAUCCGAGGAUGACCAGGCUCUUGCUGGAGUGCUCUUGUCUCUCAGCGGAGGGGUGUUCCGGUCCAACCUCCUUACGCAGGAUAAUGGCAUGCUGACUUUUUCCAAUCUGAGUCCAGGGCAGUAUUAUUUUAAACCCAUGAUGAAAGAAUUUCGCUUUGAACCAUCAUCUCAAAUGAUCGAAGUGCAGGAAGGACAGAAUCUUAAAAUUCAGAUAACUGGUUACAGAACAGCUUACAGCUGUUACGGCACGGUUUCUUCAUUAAAUGGAGAGCCUGAGCAAGGAGUCUCAGUAGAAGCUGUGGGGCAGGAAAGAUGUAGCAUCUAUGGAGAAGACACAGUAACUGAUGAAGAGGGCAAGUUCAGGCUACGUGGCCUUCUGCCAGGUUGUGUGUAUCAUGUACAACUCAAAGCUGAAGGCAAUGACCAUAUUGAAAGAGCUUUACCACAGCACCGGGCAAUUGAGGUUGGGAACAGCGACAUUGGUGAUGUUAAUAUUAUAGCAUUUCGGCAAAUUAAUCAAUUUGAUUUAAGUGGAAAUGUGAUUACGUCUUCUGAAUAUCUGUCCACGUUAUGUGUGAAGCUCUACAAAAGUGAAAAUCUUGACAACCCAAUUCAUACAGUCAACUUAGGCCAAUCCCUUUUCUUCCAUUUCCCACCACUGCUCCGAGAUGGAGAGAAUUAUGUGGUGCUCCUGGAUUCUACACUGUCUAAAUCACAGUAUGACUACAUCCUGCCUCAAGUUUCGUUCACUUCCAUUGGAUAUCAUAAGCACAUUACAUUGGUCUUUAGUCCCACAAGAAAGCUACCUGAGCAAGAUAUUGCCCAAGGGUCUUACAUCGCAUUGCCACUGACGCUGCUUCUCUUGUUGGCUGGCUACAACCACGACAAGCUUAUUCCCUUAUUGCUGCAGCUGACAACUCGACUGCAGGGGGUGCGUGCUCUUGGACAGACAGGUUCUGACACAGGUGGCCCAGAGGAUGUGAAGAGACAAACAAAAAAACAGAAGACAAGACGGACGUGA
This is a messenger RNA of Numida meleagris (helmeted guineafowl), 3546 nucleotides long. RefSeq names its product nodal modulator 1-like. The transcript is spliced from 30 exons. Gene Ontology annotation, cellular component: endoplasmic reticulum membrane. Gene Ontology annotation, molecular function: carbohydrate binding. NCBI's taxonomy places the organism in Eukaryota, Metazoa, Chordata, Aves, Galliformes, Numididae. The record is from RefSeq and is a predicted model, not a curated record. Bases 1 to 3546 code for a protein of 1181 amino acids.